This is a messenger RNA of Myxocyprinus asiaticus (Chinese sucker), 978 nucleotides long. Its product is annotated as chemokine-like protein TAFA-2. Gene Ontology annotation, molecular function: receptor ligand activity. The record is from RefSeq and is a predicted model, not a curated record. The transcript has 5 exons. Bases 434 to 832 code for a protein of 132 amino acids. Lineage: Eukaryota; Metazoa; Chordata; Actinopteri; Cypriniformes; Catostomidae.
UUCCGAUCUCAGCACACAGCGGGCAGCCACAUCUUUAACACAUGACGGCAUCAUCGAAACCUCCCAUUCCGUCACCAGAUGAGAUGACAACAAAUGGAUAAAGGGAUUUUGCAGAUUUGAGCCCUUCGUGAGAAUAUUUGCAGCUAAAGAUCUCAUCACACUUGGUUAAGUGUCAUCCACCGCGCAAAGUUCAGCCGCAUCUGAAGGAACUUUGGAGAGUGUGGAGUUUGGAGGACUCAUUUUAGACUUUCUGAACUGGAAACAUUUAUUAAGUCGAUUUGCAUUCUUGCGCGCUCUAGGUGAUGCUUUUUUGGGGAUCGUUUGUGCGCAAAGGGAAAUUAUCUGUCUUUGACACUGCCGGGGCUUUAUUUCUGACAAUGAAAAGCAAAUGAGACGCUAAACGCAUCACUUUUGUUGACAGCACAACGACAGGAUGCGGGAGAGGGAACUGCAGCGUGUGGGCAGGAGAUUGCUGCUGUUGGGCAUCUGUCUGCUGUCUCUUUGGGGUCAAUUGAGUUUGGCCUCAACACAUCGCAGCCAUAUUGUGCAUGUCAAAGCUGGGACCUGUGAGGUCAUUGCUGCCCACCGCUGCUGUAACAAGAACAAAAUCGAGGAGCGUUCCCAAACUGUCAAGUGCUCUUGCUUCCCUGGGCAGGUUGCUGGGACAACAAGAGCAGCUCCCUCCUGCGUGGACGCUUCUAUAGUAGCACAGAAGUGGUGGUGUCAGAUGCAGCCAUGUAUGGAGGGAGAGGAGUGUAAGGUGUUGCCGGAUCUUAAAGGCUGGAGCUGCAGCACAGGAAACAAAGUCAAGACGACCAAGGUCACACGAUAAACUGGGAUAUACAUUUGGGAAUAGCAGUGUACUUUUUCCCUUUUAAUCAAAGCAAUGGAAAUGAAGAUACAAAGACUUCAGACUCCUUUACAACUAUGGAAAUCAAGUUUUUGGACCUUGAGAACUAUAUCCCUUGGAAUGGACCA